Molecule: messenger RNA, 726 nt
Organism: Suillus subaureus
Lineage: Eukaryota; Fungi; Basidiomycota; Agaricomycetes; Boletales; Suillaceae
Exons: 3
Coding region: 1-726 (241 amino acids)
Biological process (GO): [2Fe-2S] cluster assembly; protein complex oligomerization
Cellular component (GO): mitochondrion
Molecular function (GO): ATPase activator activity; protein-folding chaperone binding
Source: RefSeq, a predicted model, not a curated record
AUGUUCCUCCCUUUCCUUGUCCGUGUGGCUCAAACAACUCAUCGACCGUUGGCACUGUCGAACGGAUAUUAUGCAAGAGCAUUCACCGACAAAGCCAAUCCAUCUUCCUCAAGGCACUCGGUGGUUACUUCAUUAACCAAGACGUGUCCAUCAUGCGGGACUAUUCUUCCAACUGCGUUACCUGUCUGUCCAAACUGCAAUUAUAUUGCAAGGAUUCACGACUCAAUAUCAUAUCAUGAUAUACUGGGUCUUCCUUACGAGCCGAACCCGUUUGUAGUGGAUGCUGCACUCCUUAAACGCCGCUUCAUUGAAGCACAAAGAGUAUCACACCCGGACGCUUGGGCAACUAAGAGUGAAUUCCAACAAGAUAUCGCACUUGACGUGUCGAAUACGCUGAAUGCUGCGUAUAAAGCACUGUCGUCACCCUUGCACCGUAUAGAAUAUGUUUUACAGCGGAAUGGCCUCGUGACUGCAGAAGCAGAUCCCUUAGAUGAUCUGGAACUCAUUAGCGAAAUCAUGGAAGUCCGGGAGGAGAUUGAAGAUGGGGACAUCGAGCGGAUUCGUACUUUAAAAGAAGAUAAUGAUAACAAAAUUCGUGAAGUUGUGAGCGCAGUCACAAAAUCCGUAGCUGAAAAGAACUGGGAGGAAACUAAAGUUGCCGCAGUGCGACUGAAAUACUUGACUGGAAUCGCAGACGCUAUCAAGCAACGAUUAGAUAACAUGUAA